AUGGGCUGCGGGGCACUCCUGGCCACGGGCUGCCUGCUCUGCCUCGUAAUUGCAAAGAACCCCAAUGGAAUCGCUGUGGCAGGCUCAAGUUUCAGGAGGAGUCAGCAGCUUUCCUGUGUGUUUGAGACAAGCAAAGCCAUCCCCCCGUCCAAAGAACUGGAGACCAUUAGGCUGAAUGCCAGGCUGCUGCUGAGUGGGACCAAACCAGAGGAGGCUCAGAGAUCUCGCUCAGAAGAUCAUCCACAAUAUAACAUCCCCUCAUUUGUGGUAGAAGAGUCCUCAGUGGAUAUUCUUCAGCAUACGCACGAGGAUAUCGACACGCUCGACUGCAGGAUCAGCACAUAUUUCACUACCGACACUCAGAUCAUCUGGCCUGGGAGAGAAGUCAGAGGCAGCAGUUCAGACUCGUGGUUUAUCUGCACCAUAGAACACACAGCUGAAAAGCACAGGACUACAGCCUUCCUUAUGCAAACCCCCGGAGAAAGGGAGAGCCACAGCCAAGGGCAGCCUACACAGGAAAUCGCACAGCAGACUCAUGUUUCAGCCGUGUUCCUGGUGCACACGGGAGCCUCUGCAGUGCGGUCAGCUCUGUCCAAGGACGUCUUGUUUGACUGUGCCUUCUCCAUCGACCACCAAGCAGCUGUGACCGUCCAGUGGAUACUGCAUCGGAAAGGAGGGCUCCGGAAACUCCUGUUCAUUUAUAAUGGAUCUCGUAAAGUGGUGGAACACGCAGCUGACCGAGCAGAGAUGUUCCUAGAGGAAAUCCCCAACGGGAAUGCCUCUCUCUUGCUCAGAAAGGUGGGAAUGAGAGAUGAAGGAACAUACUCUUGCUCAGUGUCAGUGUCGUCUCUUACCUGGGAACAGACAAUCCAGCUGCAAAUAGAAGAAAAACCCACAGUGUUCGUCAAUGCCGACUCCCUGUCCCUGGUGGAAGGAGAGCAGCACAAGCUGAUCUGCGACAUGAGGAACUUCUACCCGCUCGGUGCCCAGGCCGUGUGGCUGCGGGAGCUGCAGGGCUCCAGGCAGGUCCCAGAAGUGGUGAGGAAUGUUUUCUCCAGCAGCCACAGGGAGAGCAGCAACGGCACAUACAGCUUCUCCCGAUACUUCCUGCUCACGGCCUCGCUGAGGGACAACGGGCACGUGUACACGUGCCGUGUGGAACACCAGAGCCUGCAGACCCCCAUCAGGAGAAGCAUCAUUGUGAAAGUGAGAGAAGGAACCUCCCUCGUCUGGCUGCUGCUCGUCCUCCUGGGCCUCUCCGUGUGCCUUGCUGUGCUGCUGCGCUACCUUCACAGAGUAAGGAGCACUGCUAAGCACAAACCUUAUUAG
Messenger RNA from Nothoprocta perdicaria, 1329 nucleotides. Its product is annotated as tapasin-related protein-like. The record is from RefSeq and is a predicted model, not a curated record. The coding region runs from base 1 to 1329 and encodes 442 amino acids. The transcript has 8 exons. NCBI's taxonomy places the organism in Eukaryota, Metazoa, Chordata, Aves, Tinamiformes, Tinamidae.